Molecule: messenger RNA, 1897 nt
Organism: Eruca vesicaria subsp. sativa (arugula)
Lineage: Eukaryota; Viridiplantae; Streptophyta; Magnoliopsida; Brassicales; Brassicaceae
Source: the annotation of a GenBank genome assembly
CCAACCUUCAUCCACCUUACAUUAUUUGAUGAGUUUGACUUUCUUUGAUCUUUGACAAAAAAAGAGAUAUUAUUCUCAAUAUUUCUCAACCGUUCUUCCCUCUCAGCCAUCGUUCCACACGCGCCGCCUUAGAUAUCUCACGCGCCGUGGCACGAUUCGAAUCUUUAUCAAACUUCAUCUUUGUUGUUUCAAUUUCCUGUCUUAAUCAUUUUUUUCUCUCCAUAAGAUCUUUAAAGAAAGGUUAAAAAUUAUUUACAUGGGAGGCGUGACGUCAUCAAUCGCCGCGAAAUUCGCCUUCUUCCCACCAACACCACCGUCCUACGACGUAUUACCCGACGAAAGCUGCGGCGGGCGUCUGUACAUCCCCGAAAUCCCGCGGCGCGAUGACGUGGACAUCCUCAAGCUCCGCACACGCUUGGGAAACGAGAUCGUGGCUGUUUAUGUCAAACACUCCAAAGCUAAUGGCACGAUUCUUUAUUCUCAUGGUAACGCCGCAGAUGUGGGUCAAAUGUUUGAGCUUUUCGUUGAGCUUAGUAAUCGCCUUCGCGUUAAUCUCAUGGGGUAUGAUUAUUCUGGUUAUGGUCAGUCUACGGGACAGGCAAGCGAGGCUAACACAUAUGCUGAUAUAGAAGCGACUUAUAAAUGUCUUAAGGAAAAUUACGGCGUGAGAGAUGAUCAACUUAUAUUAUAUGGUCAAUCUGUUGGUAGUGGACCUACGUGUGAUCUAGCUUCGCGGAAACCUAACUUGAGAGGGGUGGUUUUACAGUGUCCUAUUCUCUCUGGGAUGAGGGUUUUGUAUCCUGUUAAAUGUACUUACUGGUUUGACAUUUACAAGAAUAUUGACAAGAUCGGAUUAGUAGCAUGUCCUGUAUUAGUAAUCCAUGGAACUGCGGAUGAAGUGGUUGAUUAUUCUCAUGGAAAGCGGCUCUGGGAACUGAGCAAAGAGAAGUAUGAACCUUUGUGGAUAAGUGGAGGUGGACACUGCGACCUUGAGCUAUAUCCAGAUUUCAUUAAACAUCUGAAGAAAUUUGUUGCAUCACUUGCCAACAAACAAGCGGAGAAGAAGGCUGCCAUGUAAGGAGAUCACUGAUAUGUUUGAAAUGGGUUUGCUUUCGAGGGGUUAUUAGACCGUUGGCUGGCGAAGUCAGUAGAAAAGUAAUAAGCAUGAAAAAAAAAUCCCAGAGGAGUGUUGAUAGAUGUAGUAUUUAUAAAUGUGUCAAUGUUGAAUCUAGAACCGGUAUAAUGCAUUUCAUGAACAAAUAUAUUUACUCCUUAUGUGAUUAAUAGAUUCUAGGGACAUUUCUUUCUUUAUGCAAUUUUUUUUUUGAAUUCUAGAAGGUUUGGAAUUGAAGUCUGUAAUCCCUAAGGUUUAAAACUACAUAUUGUAAUAUUAGUUUCGUCCCAGUGGUCAAUGAACUGGAGACCUCUUGAUACAACAGUCAAGAUUCUUUCCGGUUAAGCUAACGACCUUUGGGUUUUAUGCAAUAUUCAUUGAACAUACUUCUGUGUAAACAGAAAUGUCCUCUGAAACCGUAGAAGAUUCUUGAAGAGGUGCUGUGAGAUUUUGUAAAACAGGCCUAGGAGGGACUUCAAGACCAUCUAGACUUCCUUCCAUCAUCUCUACCACUCUGUUCAUCGACGGGCGAUCUGAAGGGGAAGGUUGAAUACACCACAGACCCACCAAUGUCAUCUUCUUUGCUAUGUCCUCUUCUUCAUUGCUGAUUACAAUCCCGUUAGGCGGCCUUCCAAUGUCUCCCUUCUCAAGAUCCUUAUAGAUCCAUUCAGGAAAGUACACUGAGCUUUCACUAGACGCAGUGUCUUCACUUGAUGUUUUGUUCCUUGCUCCUAUCAUCUCAAGAACCAACAUUCCAUAGCUAUACACAUCUGACUUGUGUGA